GUGCGCGCCGGCGGCGCCUCAGAGCGGGCGGCACCGCGCACCGGCACCGGCAGCGCCGCUCCGCCGGGCUGGGGGCGGGCACCAGGCACGGAGCGACCCGUCCGUCCGUCCGUCCAUCCAUCCAUCCCCUCAUCCAUCCACCCAUCCAUCUAUCCAUCCCUCCAUCGCCCCCCGCAUCCCGGCAUCCCGGCGCGCUGGGACCGCGGCGGCAGCAGCGGAUGUGCAGCCCCGGGGGACAACCGCGGCAGCGCCCGGCCGGCGGACCAUCUUCAGGCACUGAUUUACAGAAGAUUCUAAAACACUGAGGAGCAGCUGAGAGUCUUCAGAGCAUUUCUUGACUUCACUAAACUCAGAAAAUCAUCUUUCACCUUUCUGGAUGUCCAAGCCUUUCACCUCAAACGUCAAGCUUUACGUUUCCUGCCUGACAGGGGAUCACCCUCUUCCUCCGUGGGGAUUUUAGGGGGCCGGGGAGCUGAACCCCCUCGCUGGCCAGCAUGGCAAAGGCUAGAGUUGUUUUAACUGUGUGCCAGUUGGUGCUAGAAUUGUUAAUGAAUUCAUUAACUGAGUCUUCCAUACAGAGCAGUGAAUGUCCACAGCUUUGUGUCUGUGAAAUCAGGCCCUGGUUUACACCUCAGUCAACCUACAGGGAAGCCACCACAGUCGACUGCAACGACCUCCGGUUGACAAAAAUCCCCAGCAACCUCUCCAGUGACACUCAAGUCCUCCUGUUACAGAGCAACAACAUUGCAAAGACCACAGACGAGCUCCAGCAGCUCUUUAAUUUAACAGAACUGGAUUUUUCACAGAAUAACUUCACGAGUAUCAGAGAUGUGGGGCUCUCCAACCUCACCCAGCUCACGACUUUGCACCUGGAGGAGAACCAGAUCACGGAGAUGACUGACUACUGCCUGCAAGACCUCUGCAAUCUGCAGGAGCUCUACAUAAACCACAACCAGAUCAGCAGCAUUUCUGCAAAUGCCUUCUCCGGCCUGAAAAAUCUUCUGAGGUUACACCUCAACUCCAACAAAUUAAAGGUUAUUGACAGCCGUUGGUUUGAUUCUACUCCCAACUUAGAAAUUCUCAUGAUUGGAGAAAACCCAGUGAUUGGAAUACUUGAUAUGAAUUUCAAACCACUCUCAAACUUAAGGAGUCUAGUUUUGGCAGGUAUGUACCUCACAGACAUUCCUGGCAACGCCUUGGUAGGCUUGGAUAGUCUUGAAAGUCUUUCUUUUUACGACAACAAAUUGGUAAAAGUUCCUCAGCUUGCGCUUGAGAAAGUUCCCAAUUUAAAAUUCCUGGAUCUCAACAAAAAUCCAAUUCAUAAAAUUCAAGAAGGGGAUUUUAAAAACAUGCUCAGAUUGAAAGAGCUUGGGAUCAACAACAUGGGAGAACUCGUGUCCGUCGACAGGUACGCGCUGGACAACCUGCCCGAGCUCACCAAGCUGGAGGCCACCAACAACCCAAAGCUGUCUUACAUCCAUCGCCUGGCGUUCCGCAACGUGCCCGCCCUGGAGAGCCUGAUGCUCAACAACAAUGCCUUGAAUGCAGUCUACCAAAAGACAGUGGAGUCCCUCCCCAACCUGCGGGAGAUCAGCAUCCACAGCAACCCGCUCAGGUGCGACUGCGUCAUCCACUGGAUCAACUCCAACAAAACCAACAUCCGCUUCAUGGAGCCUCUCUCCAUGUUCUGUGCCAUGCCCCCGGAGUACCGGGGCCAGCAGGUGAAGGAGGUGCUGAUACAGGAUUCAAACGAGCAAUGUCUUCCAAUGAUCUCUCACGAGACCUUUCCCAACCACCUGAACCUGGACAUCGGCAUGACGGUGUUUCUGGAUUGCCGGGCCAUGGCAGAACCUGAGCCAGAAAUCUACUGGGUCACCCCUCUGGGCAAUAAGGUCACCGUGGAAAGCCUCUCUGACAAAUACAAGCUGAGCAGCGAGGGCACCUUGGAAAUCUCCAACAUCCAGGUGGAGGACUCUGGGAGGUACACCUGUGUCGCCCAGAACAUAGAGGGGGCUGACACGAGGGUCGCCACCAUCCGGGUGAACGGAACGCUCCUGGAUGGCACCCAGGUGCUGAAGAUCUACGUUAAACAAGCUGAGUCCCACUCCAUCCUGGUUUCAUGGAAAGUCAACUCCAACGUCAUGACAUCCAACUUAAAAUGGUCAUCGGCCACGAUGAAGAUUGACAACCCUCACAUCACCUACACCGCCCGGGUCCCGGUGGACGUCCACGAAUACAACCUCACACAUCUACAGCCCUCCACAGAUUAUGAGGUGUGUCUGACGGUGUCCAACAUCCACCAGCAAACACAGAGGUCCUGUGUCAACGUCACAACCAAAAACGCGGCUUUUGCGCUGGAUAUUUCCGACCAGGAAACCAGCACGGCCCUGGCAGCGGUGAUGGGAUCCAUGUUUGCCGUCAUCAGCCUCGCCUCCGUCUCCGUUUAUAUUGCAAAAAGGUUUAAGAGGAAAAACUACCACCACUCAUUGAAAAAAUAUAUGCAAAAGACCUCUUCAAUCCCCCUGAACGAGCUCUACCCUCCACUUAUUAAUCUCUGGGAAGGUGACAGUGAAAAAGACAAGGACGGCUCUGCAGAGACCAAGCCGACCCAGGUCGACACAUCCAGAAGCUAUUACAUGUGGUAACUCAGAGGAUAUUUUGCUUCUGGUAGUAAGGAGCACAAAGACUUUUUUGCUUUAUUCUGCAAAAACGACGAGUUGAAGACUUUUGUAUUUUUGACUUUGCUAGCCCGUGGCAGAGCGGUGAGGACAGGUGGAUAUUUCAGGAUUUUUUAGUAUAGCGUAUCGCAAUGGGUUGACACAAAUGGCAGCUUCACCUAGCUUCCAUCCUCUGUUUAUUUUAUUCUUUUUCUCCAGUUUGGCUUUUUUUUUGGUUUUUUUGUUUUUGUUUUUUUUUUAGUUAUUGUGCUAAAGUUAACACUGUCCUAACUCCAGUGCUGAAUAAGAGAAGGAGGGCUGGGUGAGCCCGCGUUGCCCGGAGCCAUCGCGGGCAGGAUGGCACCGAGCUCACCCCCAGUUUUGGACCUGCAGUGAACGAGGUCUGUGACCCUGGGCUGAGGACUCCACCCCGAGAAAAGGACACCCUGAAUGACGUUAGUUGACUGUACUGUAAUGUUGUAUCAACUGAUUUGAAUGUUUUUGACUUGCAGCAAUGAGUUUUCUUUUUUAUUAUUAUUUUUGUAGUAGUUGAAGGCUUAGGUAAAGCUAACAGGCAAUAGGGAUAAGUACAUCCAAUUUUUUAAUGUAACAGACUAAAUGUUAAUUGUUCUUAUUCUUUUUAUUCUAUUUAGUAGACACUUUGGAAGAAUUACUAGAGUUUUGUUGUGUUUAAAUCACCAACACACGGUGUUUAAUGAAGGCAGAGCUAUAAUAAAUUUAGUUUUGUUCUGAUGUUUUUAAUUUAGAAAUCACAAUAAUGUAUUGGGUUUAGAUGUCACUAGUUUGACUGGUGACCAUGUUUUGACAUAAAAUAUAUCCAAAAUGUUAUAUAAAAAAUAUCAUGGGGUUUUUUUUCUUGAUGAAAUGAAGUUCCAGGUUCAGGUUUUUUAUGCAUUUAUGUUAACAGCAGUGUUUUCUCUGCACUAGAGGCAAAAUACGGAAAAUAAUUUAUUGAGAAAAAUAUCUCAGCAUGGCCUUUGGACUGAGAGUCACAUGCAGAAUCAAAACUGUGUGGCAUAGGGUACACAGCAAGAAGAACUCACAGAGUGUGAACAGGACAUUUUCCUUUUUGUAUACUUUUCUGUUUAUAUUUUGAGCUAAGAUAAAAAUGAAGCUGACAUUUAGCUGUCAUUACCAGCAGUUAGGACAAAAAAAACUCAGUGCUACCAAACUGAAAUAAACCAGUUGAAUCUUGGAAUAUACUUGAAAAGAAACUUAUUUGGAAUAAUGCUCCUCCAAAAGCAGAAAUUAAGAUUAAAAUUACCAAGCCAGUUGCAUUUGGUCCGAUACUGAACUGUAUUUUUUACAGGCUUAAAAUGAAUCCAUAUUCUGGGUAUUUUCCUGAAUUGCUGUGGCACAGGAGAGCAGCAGUGAUCUGUGUGCACUGGGUACAAUAUAAAGGCAUCAUUUACAGUUGAACCUA
Messenger RNA from Zonotrichia leucophrys gambelii, 4101 nucleotides. RefSeq names its product leucine rich repeat neuronal 1 (gene LRRN1). Gene Ontology annotation, molecular function: protein binding. The record is from RefSeq and is a predicted model, not a curated record. NCBI's taxonomy places the organism in Eukaryota, Metazoa, Chordata, Aves, Passeriformes, Passerellidae. Gene Ontology annotation, cellular component: extracellular matrix. The transcript has 2 exons. Bases 495 to 2645 code for a protein of 716 amino acids.